CAUAAUGUUUUCCUUUGUCUUAUGCUUUCUUGUUUAUUACGUGUUCUCUCUGUAGCUGUAUCUUCCAGGCUUGCUGGAAAUGAAACUGAUAGAUUAUCCCUUCUCAGCAUCAAAGCACAAAUAGCAUAUGAUCCUUUUGGUGUUACCAAUUCUUGGAAUGAUUCCUUUCAUCAUUGCAGCUGGCAAGGCGUUACAUGUAGCGCCCGACAUCAAAGGGUGACCGUGCUGGAUUUAAGCUCCAAGCAGGUUGUAGGAACAUUAGUUCCUCAGAUAGGGAAUAUGAGUUUUCUUAGAGAACUAAUUCUUCGAAAUAACACCUUCAACGGUGAGAUACCACAGGAAAUUGGAAGGCUAUUCAGGUUGCAGAACUUAAGCCUCAAGGAUAACUCAUUUACUGGUGAAAUUCCAGUUGAACUAUCAAAUUGCUCUAGGCUUAUAUAUCUUGAUUUGGAUGGUAAUGCAUUGACUGGGAAAAUCCACGCGUGGAGCUUGGUUUGUCUUUGAGAAAUCUUGAGGUACUUUUUCUUAGAUCAAACAAUUUAACAGGUGAGCUGCCUUAUUCUUUGGGUAAUCUUUCAUCCCUUAUUGCCUUAGCAGCACCAGAGAAUAGGUUAGAAGGAUGUAUACCGUAUUCGUUCGGCCAAUUGACUAACUUGAGCUAUAUCUCCCUUGGUGAUAACAUGCUUUCUGGUGCUAUUCCCCUUUCAGUGUUUAACUUAUCCUCUCUUUAUCAUCUUGCUGCUCCAGUUAACCAACUUAAAGGAACUCUUCCCAUAGAUAUUGGAUUCACUCUUCCGAGUCUUCGAUUACUUUAUUUGUUCUCAAACUUAUUGAGUGGGGUGCUUCCAAGUUCCAUUGCCAAUUUAACCAAUCUUGAAAUUAUCUCAUUAUCAAGAAACCAGAUGUCUGGGAAAAUCCCUUCUCUUGAAAAUCUCCAUAAUCUUCGGGGACUAGGAAUGCAUUUCAAUAAUCUUGGAACCGGAAGAGAAGACGACAUGGAUUUCUUUUCUUCCUUGGCUAACAUUACCAGAUUUAAAGAACUGAGUUUGAGUGUGAAUAAUAUAGGAGGCCAGUUGCCUAAGAAUAUUGGCAACUUCUCAACCAAUUUUAGGUCUAUCGGUUUUGCUAGGAACAAACUAUUCGGACGAAUACCUGAUGGAUUUGUAAAUCUCAGCAACAUGGAAAUAGUAAGUUUGGAGUAUAACCAAUUGACAGGGGAAAUUCCAGCUAGUCUUGGUAAACUUCAAAAGCUCAAGUAUUUCUAUGUUAAAGCAAACAAGCUUUCUGGGGAAAUCCCUUAUUCCGUUGGAAAUUUAACAUCCUUGUAUGGACUUAAUCUAGCUCAAAAUAACAUAGAAGGGACUAUUCCUUCUGUUCUUGGAAAUUGCCAGUUGUUGCAAAUGUUGUAUCUUUCGCGUAACAGACUCAGUGGCACAAUACCGAAAGAGGUUCUUAGUAUUUCAGCCUUGUCGAUCCAACUAGACCUCUCUGGAAACCAAUUAAGUGGCUCUCUUCCACUUGAAGUAGGAAGUUUAAUCAAUCUCGGGUAUCUUGAUAUCUCCGAUAACAAGUUAUCCGGAAAACUUCCCAACACUUUAGGCAAUUGCAUCAAGUUGGAAAACCUCUAUAUUCAGGGUAAUCUGUUUGAAGGUGUGAUCCCACAAUCUGUAAGUUCCUUGAGAGGGCUGUCAUAUUUGGACUUCUCGCGUAAUAAUUUCACUGGUUUUAUUCCAAAUUUCUUUGAAACUUUCACAUCAUUGAAAAGUUUAAACCUGUCAUUUAACAAUUUUGAGGGCGAAGUACCUAAAGGAGGAGUUUUUAGUAACGCAAGUGCGGCAAUAAUCAGUGGAAACAGAAAUCUAUGUGGAGGUUCUUCCAUGCUAAAGCUACCACUAUGUAAGGUUCCAAUGCCGAAAAAGGGAAGAUUGUCAUCAACCCUGAAGAUAAUUAUUUCUGUUGCCAGUGGAUUAUUUGGAAUAACACUUGUUUUGGUACUUCUAAUUUUGUGUUUCUUACGGAGGAAACGUAGUCCUUCACCUGAUUUAACAGAUGAUUCGUUCUUGAAAAUCUCCUAUGGGGAACUGCUGAAAGCAACUAAUGGAUUCUCUUCAGAAAAUUUAAUAGGUAAGGGUGGUUUUGGUUCUGUAUACAAGGGAAUUUUUAGUCCAGAUGAAAAAACUAUGGCGAUCAAAGUACUCGAUUUGCAGCAUAGAGGAGCUUUGAAGAGCUUCAAGGCUGAAUGUGAAGUCCUUAAAAACCUCAGGCAUAGAAAUCUUGUCAAGUUAAUAACUGCAUGUUCAGGUACUGACUUUCAGGGCAAUGAUUUUAAGGCCCUGAUUUAUGAGUUCAUGGUCAAUGGUAGCCUGGACGAGUGGCUGCAUUCGUUUACCAAUGAUGGUAGUCAGCACGUUCGAUAUCUUGAUCUGUAUCAGAGAAUAAACAUUGCAAUGGAUGUUGCUUUCACACUCGAGUAUCUUCAUCAUGGAAGCCAAAUACCAGUUGUUCAUUGUGAUUUGAAGCCAAGCAAUGUCCUUCUAGACGAGGACAUGACUGCCCGUCUGGGCGAUUUUGGUUUGUCAAGAUUCCUCCAAGAAACAGUUCAAAGAGAAACUAGAACUAUUGGUAUUAAAGGAUCAGUUGGCUAUGCAGCUCCAGAAUAUGGAAUAGGAAGUGAAGUAUCAACUAAUGGUGACAUAUACAGCUAUGGCAUUAUGAUACUGGAGAUGUUAACAGGGAAAAAGCCGACAGAUGACGCCUUUUCAAAUGGAUUGAACCUUCACAACUAUGUUAAAAUGGCUUUCUCUACUGGUAGAGUCAUGGAAAUUGUUGAUCCAUUGCUAUGCCACAAUUUGCAAGAAGAGGAGACCUCCAACAGUACUAUUGCUCAAAGGAAAACCAAAGAUUACAUUAAAGAAUGUUUAAUUUCUAUGUGUAAAAUUGGGAUUUCUUGCACUAUGGAAUCACCAAAAGAAAGAUUGGGAAUCAGUGAUGUUGUUAAAGAGUUGCAGUUAGUCAAAGAAGCUUUGUGUAAAUGUGAUAGGGUAUUAUGAUAAUAGAAGUGCAGUUCAUUUGAGGUAUAUGUAAAUGUAUUCAAGCUAUUUUUGAGCAUUUUAUUGGUAAAGAUU
This is a messenger RNA of Lycium ferocissimum, 3125 nucleotides long. RefSeq names its product probable LRR receptor-like serine/threonine-protein kinase At3g47570. Gene Ontology annotation, molecular function: protein binding; protein kinase activity; ATP binding. The record is from RefSeq and is a predicted model, not a curated record. The transcript is spliced from 2 exons. NCBI's taxonomy places the organism in Eukaryota, Viridiplantae, Streptophyta, Magnoliopsida, Solanales, Solanaceae. Gene Ontology annotation, biological process: protein phosphorylation. Bases 681 to 3050 code for a protein of 789 amino acids.